Molecule: messenger RNA, 321 nt
Organism: Pseudonaja textilis
Lineage: Eukaryota; Metazoa; Chordata; Lepidosauria; Squamata; Elapidae
Product: cocaine- and amphetamine-regulated transcript protein-like
Biological process (GO): adult feeding behavior; cellular response to starvation; positive regulation of MAPK cascade
Molecular function (GO): neuropeptide hormone activity
Source: RefSeq, a predicted model, not a curated record
AUGAUCGGGGUCCGUUUGGGCAUUGUGGCCCUUCUCUGCCUCUUCUUCCUGGUCCGGGGAGAGCCGGCUGAUCAAGGAACAUCGGAAUGGCCGCUGAAACACACGUACCCAGCUCACGAGAAGGAGCUGCUGGACGAACUUCAGGAGGUGCUGGAAAAACUGCAGCAUAAGAAGGUCUCCGCUUGGGAGAAGAAAUUCAACCAAGUGCCCAAGUGCUCCUUUGGAGAUUCCUGCGCCGUCCGGAAAGGCCCCCGUAUCGGCAAACUCUGCGACUGCCCCCGGAGAGCGACCUGCAACGCUUUCCUUCUCAAAUGCUUGUGA